Macrosteles quadrilineatus (aster leafhopper) is the source of this 1164-nucleotide messenger RNA. RefSeq lists its product as uncharacterized. The transcript has a single exon. Bases 1 to 1164 code for a protein of 387 amino acids. The record is from RefSeq and is a predicted model, not a curated record. Lineage: Eukaryota; Metazoa; Arthropoda; Insecta; Hemiptera; Cicadellidae.
AUGUACAGACAGAUUAAAGUCCAUUCUGAGGACCAGAAGUUUCACUAUAUCCUAUGGCAUACUCGUCCAGAUCAACCACCCUCUACCUUCAGACUUACCACAGUAACCUAUGGAGUCAAUUGCUCACCGUACCUCGCAAUCAGGACUUUGCACCAACUUGCCAAUGAUGAAGGCGACUCGUUCCCUGAAGCGGCAGAGAUUCUUCGAACACAAACCUUCGUUGACGAUGUGAUUUCUGGUGGAGAUUCCGAAGAAGAAGCUUUAAGACUCCAGAGACAACUCAUCGCCCUAUUAGCACGUGGAGGCUUUGAGCUAAGGAAAUGGACUUCCAACUCCAGUCGACUUCUUCUAGAUCUUCCAGAUGGUCAUCGAGAGACUCCGGUGUUCCUUCAAGAUAGUUCACAGCCUCAUCACACCAUUUUAGGCAUUCACUGGUCUCCAGUUACUGACUGUUUUACAUACAAUUUUAAUUUUUCCGCAAGCGCAACUACAAAGCGUCAGGUGCUCAGUGUGAUUGCACAAAUAUAUGACCCCUGUGGUUUCCUCUCCCCAAUUGUGAUGUGGGCAAAACGUUUUAUGCAGCUCUUGUGGACCAAAGGAUUGGAUUGGGAUCAAACACUUCCCGCUGCCCUACUCGAAAUAUGGCAAAGUUUCACUUCAUCUACAGACAGCCUGCGAGAGAUUUCAAUUCCUCGAGCUUUUCAAGUGUCACGAGCAUGCACUACUGCCUUACAUGGCUUCUCAGAUGCCUCCGAGAAUGGUUAUGCUGCAGUUGUUUACUUGCGCUGUGAACUCAGUGAUGGGACUGUCACAAUCAGACAGAUUAUGUCAAAGACUCGGGUUGCUCCCUUGAAAAAACUUACAAUUCCACGCUUGGAACUAUGCGCCGCCCAUCUUCUUGUCCAGAUAGUAGCCUAUGUGGUUUCUAUUUACAAGAUAAAAUUAAAGAUUUCAUCCAUCAUUCUCUGGUGUGACUCUACUAUCACCCUAACUUGGCUGCAGACACCACCUCAUCGAUUGAAGACCUUUGUUGGGAACAGGGUUGCGCAGGUGCAAGAAUUAGUACCUAAUCAUUGCUGGCGACACAUAUCCAGUGAAUAUAACCCCGCUGACUGCGCGUCACGAGGUAUCCUCCCAUCAGAAUUGUCUAACCACGAACUUUGA